GUUGGAUCAGAUUAGAGCUUUUUGAGGUUAAAGCAAGAAAACAAAACACCCCAAAAUCUCGUCCGCUUCACAAAUUGUUUUUUCUCAGUCCACUUCUAUUCAACAAACAGCCCAAAAAACACUAAACAGUUGCAGAAGAAUCUAAGACAGAGUACUCGAAUUUCUUUCUUUCAGUGUCUGUUUUUGUGUCAAAUCCAUUACCACACUUUGCCUUCACUAAAACGGUCCUCAUUACAUUUCCUAUAAAAAAAAGAUGGCAUUGAGCUACUAUCCUUCAUCAGCAACAACAACAAAUUUGGGAGAGCUCGAGCAGUUGAACUCUGUUUUUCAUCAUCAUGAUGAUCCAGUGUUGCUAGAGUAUUUACCUGACAUUCUCGGAUUAAGCAAUGAUAAUUACUACCAGAAUUCGUUGAUUAAUUUCCCGGAUUCUUCAUCUUCUUCAUCUUCUUCUUACAAUAAUUUUAUUGAUCCUUUCUUUGUUCCUGAGUCUCAUGAGUACUCAAUUUCUAACUAUGAGAAUGAUCUUAGCAAUACUACCCUUUAUUCCAUUUCCCCUGAAAAUGAAUUCCAACAGUUUCCCACAGCAAAACGCCAAAAGGGCUGCGAUGGAGAUUACCUUAACAGCAUCUGGUCAUGCGAGAAUGACAAUGGAGGAGUUUUGCCGAGUUUAUGCAGCGGUAACGGUGUUAUCGGGUUUGACCCGAAUCCUCCUCAUCCUCUACUUUCGCCCGAGAUUUUUCCUCCGUUUGGGUUCACCGGUGAUAAUUAUCCCCCGGUGUUCAGCAUCGGAAGUGGUGGUGGAAGCGACAAGGGCUGCGGCUACGGCGGGAGUGGAAGUAGUAUUAGUAGUGGUAGCAAGAAGCUGUCUACUCAGAGUGUGGCGGCGAGGCAGAGGAGGAGGAAGAUUACAGAGAAGACUCAAGAGCUCGGGAAGCUAAUUCCCGGUGGUCAGAAGAUGAACACUGCUGAAAUGUUUCAAGCUGCUUAUAAGUACAUCAAGUUCUUGCAAGCUCAAGUUGGAGUUCUUGAAUCCUUUGCUUCUGUUGAUGAUCAUCAGGAAAAUGGGGAGACAUUAUUUCAGUGUCAAGAACUUGAUUCACUUCUCGGGUCUUCUAUAAUUCAAGAGAAAUUGUACUCAAUGGAGAAGUGUUUGGUGCCAGCAAAUUUUGUUCAAUCUAUUGUUGACGACAAUCGGAUUAUUCAACCCAACAGUUGUGAUCUGAAGGACUUCAAAGAACUGAUUGGAGGUGGCUAA
Messenger RNA from Oldenlandia corymbosa var. corymbosa, 1255 nucleotides. NCBI's taxonomy places the organism in Eukaryota, Viridiplantae, Streptophyta, Magnoliopsida, Gentianales, Rubiaceae. The record is from the annotation of a GenBank genome assembly.